AUGGCGGGUCGCGCCGAGCCCAGCGGCCCCGCGGCGUGCGGCGGCGGCGCCCCGGGCCUCCUCCCGCUCCUCCUGCUGCUCUUCUCCGCCGCCGCCAUCAUCCCCAGAGGUGACGGUCAGAACUUGGUUACCGAAGACGUGACGGUGGUGGAGGGAGACGUCGCCACCAUCAGCUGCCGCGUCAAGAACAGCGACGACUCGGUGAUUCAGCUCCUGAAUCCCAACAGGCAAACGAUUUAUUUCAGAGAUUUCAGACCGCUGAAGGACAGCAGGUUCCAGCUGGUGAACUUCUCCAACAGCGAGCUCCGGGUGUCCUUGACGAACGUCUCCAUUUCUGAUGAAGGAAGGUACUUCUGCCAGCUCUACACUGAUCCCCCCCAGGAGAUCUAUACCACGAUUACAGUGCUCGUCCCGCCACGCAAUUUGGUAAUUGAUAUCCAGAAAGAAGUCGCCGUUGAGGGAGAAGAGAUCGAGCUGAACUGCACCGCCAUGGCCAGCCGACCAGCCACCACCAUCAGAUGGUUCAAAGGAAACAAGGAGCUAACCGGCAAGUCCGAAGUGGAGCAGUGGUCCGACAUGUACACGGUGACCAGUCAGCUGUUGCUGAAGGUGGGACGGGAGGACGACGGGGUCCCUGUCAUCUGCCUGGUGGAUCACCCUGCUGUCAAAGACUUGCAGACACAGCGUUACCUGGAAGUCAUGUAUAAGCCUCAAGUGCGGGUUUCUCAGAAUUACCCGGUGCAAGGCCUCACGAGAGAAGGGGAGCCGCUCGAACUGACGUGCGCAGCUUUCGGAAAACCACAGCCUACGGACAUGAGGUGGUUAAGAGUAGAUGAUGAGAUGCCUCAACACGUUGUAGUGUCUGGUUCAAACCUUCUCAUUAGUAACCUAAACAAAACAGAUAAUGGUACAUACCGCUGUGAGGCUUCAAACGCGGUGGGGAAAUCACAUGCGGAUUACAUGCUGUUUGUAUACGAUCCCCCCACAACUAUCCCUCCUCCCACAACAACCACCACCACUACCACCACCAUCCCUACCACCAUCACAGACACAACGGCGACGACAGAACCGGCAGUUCACGGCUUUACUCAGUUGCCCAAUUCGGCAGAGGAGCUGGACUAUGGGGAUCUCUCAGAUUCUCGUGCAGGUGAGGAAGGGGCGAUACGGAGCGUGGACCAUGCGGUGGUUGGUGGCGUCGUGGCCGUGGUCGUGUUUGCAAUGCUUUGCCUGCUCAUCAUUUUAGGGCGAUAUUUUGCCAGACAUAAAGGUACAUACUUCACUCACGAAGCCAAAGGAGCGGAUGAUGCGGCCGACGCGGACACAGCCAUCAUCAAUGCAGAAGGAGGACAAAACAACUCCGAAGAGAAGAAAGAGUACUUCAUCUAGAGCAGCCUUGGUUUCUAUGAGGUGUCCAACCGUGGACGGUUACUACUGGCCCUAUUUAAACGCUAAAGAGACAGUGAUAUUGGAAGUUGCAACCAG
Messenger RNA from Gymnogyps californianus (California condor), 1482 nucleotides. It is a transcript of the gene CADM1, whose product is annotated as cell adhesion molecule 1. The coding region runs from base 1 to 1386 and encodes 461 amino acids. The transcript is spliced from 12 exons. Gene Ontology annotation, cellular component: neuron projection; plasma membrane; synapse. Gene Ontology annotation, molecular function: signaling receptor binding. NCBI's taxonomy places the organism in Eukaryota, Metazoa, Chordata, Aves, Accipitriformes, Cathartidae. Gene Ontology annotation, biological process: cell recognition; susceptibility to natural killer cell mediated cytotoxicity; detection of stimulus. The record is from RefSeq and is a predicted model, not a curated record.